CACUCUUUCCCUUUGGCAUGCCACUGAAGAUACUGGUGUCGCCAUGGGCCGCCGCCCUGCCUGGUGUUACUGGUACUGUAAGAACAAGCUAUACCCAAAGUCACGCUUCUGUCAAGCUGUACCUGAUGCUAAGAUCCACAUCUUUGACCUGAUGGAAGAGGCAAAAGUGGAUGAGUUCCCAGUCUAUGGCCACAUGGUGUCAGAUGAGUAUGAGCAGCUUUCCUCUGAAGCCCUGGAGGCUGCCCGUAUCUGUGCCAACAAGUACGUGGUGAAAAGCUGUGGCAAAGAUGGUUUUCAUAUUCGAGUGCAGCUCCACCCUUCCGUGUCAUCCACAUCAACAAGGCUCCAGACGGGUAUGCAGGGUGCCUUUGGAAAGCCCCAGGGCACGGUGGCCAGGGCCCACAUUGGCCAAGUCAUCAUGUCCAUCUGCACCAAGCUGCAGAACAAGGAGCAUGUGAUUGAGGCCCUGCGCAGGGCCAAGUUCAAGUUCCCUGGCCGCCAGAAGAUCCACAUCUCGAAGAAGCGGGGACUUACCAAGUUUAAUGCAAAUGAAUUUGAAAACGUGGUGGCAGAAAAGUGGCUCAUCCCGGAUGGCUGCGGGGUCAAAUACACCCCGAAUCGUGGUCCCCUGGACAAAUGGAGGGCCCUGCACUCAUGAGAACCUUGGCGCUGUCCCCUCCUUUCUCACAACCACCAAUAAAUCCUAUUUUCCUUUCAAAAAAAAAAAAA
Molecule: messenger RNA, 729 nt
Organism: Vicugna pacos (alpaca)
Lineage: Eukaryota; Metazoa; Chordata; Mammalia; Artiodactyla; Camelidae
Source: RefSeq, a predicted model, not a curated record